AUGUCUUUUGUGGCGAAAUCUCUUAAAACAUUUCUGGAAAAGUAUUCAAGGCCACAUCACCAAACAGUACUCAGCAAAAAAUAUGAGGCAAAUGAAAAUGAAAAAGUUCUAAUUAUAGUAGCAAUUCUAUGCAUAGCUUUCAAAAGCACAAUGGAUGAAUUCUUUGGUUUGGUACGAGUAUUGUUUGAAUCACCAAACAUGUGUACGGAACAUUUAGAAUCUAACAGUUGUUCUUUAACUGCCUGGAUGAUCCCUUCAACAGUAGUGAACCUUCCACCUAGAGCAUAUGGCCCCACUUCUAGUUCUAGUUCUGGUAUGGACAAAGAACAGGUUUCAGACUGA
Acanthoscelides obtectus is the source of this 342-nucleotide messenger RNA. Lineage: Eukaryota; Metazoa; Arthropoda; Insecta; Coleoptera; Chrysomelidae. The record is from the annotation of a GenBank genome assembly.